Malania oleifera is the source of this 2596-nucleotide messenger RNA. RefSeq names its product protein ANTI-SILENCING 1-like. The coding region runs from base 537 to 2219 and encodes 560 amino acids. The record is from RefSeq and is a predicted model, not a curated record. Gene Ontology annotation, molecular function: chromatin binding; RNA binding. The transcript has 14 exons. Lineage: Eukaryota; Viridiplantae; Streptophyta; Magnoliopsida; Santalales; Ximeniaceae.
GUCGAAUCGGUGGCACUACCUGGUACGGCCGGUCAGAAGAACGUGGGCACACGGCGCAGGUUAGUCGAGUCUAUUGCCCGCUUCCCGUUUCUGCGACUGCAUUCCAUUUCCGAAGAAAAUGGCUUAAAUGGGUCGUGUUGGGUUGCGUUCCUUUUUCUCUUUUCUUACCCAUUCUGCACCUCUAUCCGUUUUUCUCUCCGUUUCACGCAAAACCCUCUCGCUUCCCCUAUCUUUCUCUCUCGUGUCUUCUUGAAACCUCUCCUUGCUUCAAAUUCGAGCAUUGUAGCUCUCUCUCUCUCUCUCUCUCUCUCUCUCUCUCGGGUUUUGGCUCGGCUGUGCUUUCAAAUAUAAUGGAAUCACACUUGCGGGACUAAACCUUGGUGUUGAAUCUUUCACUCUGUUUUUUCAGAUCGCCAAUCUCUCAGUUUUGUGUAUGAAUGAUUUCACUCUAUCUCGGACGAGUUUGGUUUUGCUUGAAGCGGUAGUUCAUGGACGACCGAAUGGGUGUUUUGGAUCUCAACUGAGAUGUACCUACUAUGUCGCACCUCAACGGAGCAAAGGACAAAGAUAAUCUGGAAUUUAAGUGGGGCAUUAAGAAGGGAAUUGGUGGACCACAUGGAGACAUUCAGUUUUAUGAGUCAUUUACUUUUGAUGGCGAGGAGUACUUUCUUUAUGAUUGUGUUUAUAUGUUUCGCGAAAAUGAACCUGAACCUGAUAUUGGUAAGCUUGUAAAAAUAUGGGAGACACCAAGCCAUACAAAGAGAGUGAAAGUUGUGUGGUUUUUUCGCCCCAUUGAAAUACGUAAUUGGUCGGGAGAUGAUGAGCCGCUCCAAAAUGAACUGUUUUUAGCAUGCGGAGAAGGAACAGGCCUUUAUAAUCUGAAUCCUCUGGAAGCAAUUUGUGGAAAAUGCAAUGUUAUUUGUGCAUCUAAGGAUGAGAGAAAUUCUCAAGAAUCCAAAGUAGAACUGAGAAUGGCUGACUUCAUUUUUUAUCGCACUUUUGAUGUUGGGAGCUACACAAUAUCAGACAGAUUUCCUGAUAGAAUAGCUGGAAUCAAAGUGGAAUAUUAUUUUAACAAGAAAAAAGAUCAAAACUUUGGUGCUCAAACCAAAUUCAAUGAAAAGUUGAAGGAAAGAACUGCAAAGUCUAUUUCACGUUUGAAUUUUUACACGGAAGCAGCAGCAACAAAUGCAAUGAAAAGUGGCAUGUCUAGCACAAGGAGCCCCUUGGUGAAAGAGUCAAAGAACGCAGUGGCUAGUUUGGGUAAACAAGCACAUUGUCCUGAUGAGAAUAGUGCAUUGAAAGCUAAAACUUUUACUUUGAGGACUGGGACUGGGACUGGGACUGGCAGUCCAGUUGAAAAAAAUAUGAGAUAUAAGGAUUCAUCACCUAUGAGUGCACCUGAGAAUCGACCACCAAAGAAAAGGAAGCUUCUAGAUUCUAUGUCACUAGAAAUCCAGUCCAAUGCUUUGUUAGAUCCUGGAGAAGGCAGUGAUCCCAAAACCUUAUGGGUGCCAAAAAAUGCUUCUAAGGAAGAACUGAUCAAGGGACUUCCUGCUAGCCAGAACAGGGGACUUUCUACAGGGUUUAUUCAUGGGAAUGUCAGCAGGAUUUCUAAUCAAGCAGUUUCUCAAACUGAACAGAAUAAGGAUAGAAAGAAAUGGUUCAAGCCACCGCCUUGGGAUGAAAGGAUGCAGAAUGCCCAGAGACAAGGAACCCUUGUCUUACUAGAAAAUCUUGAUCCGUCCUCCACAUCAUCAGAAGUAGAGGAUAUUGUUUCAUGUGCUUUUAAUGAGAAGGUUGUAGCAAGGGUGAUAGAACGUACUACAUUUUGUAGCCCACACUAUGGACAAGCCUUUGCUAUAUUCAGAUCAAAGGAUAAAGCAGAUUUGGCAAUUUCAGAGUUAAAAAGGAGGUGCCUGAUUCUAACGAGUGGAAGACCGGUCAUUGGUAGCAGAGUAAGCCCUAGGGAGCCAACUAAACCAACUGCAUAUGCUGGCCAUCUCAUUAUCAACAGAUUCAAGCAUCUAAAGCAGCGCGAAGAGAUGAGAAAUGCAGUGUCAACAUCACAUUAUGCGCAGCCCAAUACCAUUGAAUACGAGAUGGCUAUGGAUUGGCGUAUUUUGCAAGAAAAGUCAGAUAUAUGGUGGAACAAAUUGCAUGAGCAACAAGCUAAUGAGAUAGAGGUUGUUAGGAGCCAGCGAAAAGAUUUAAUUUAGCCAGUAGAGUUAUACGUUGGAACAAAAACUAUAUUUUGGAACAGCUUUUUUGCUUUCGUGAAAUGUACAAGGUAGUCGUGCAAGGGUUGUCCUCCUUUGGACAGUACACAUGGCCUACCCAUAUUGAGGAAAGUAUAGAUGUCAGAAAGUAACAAGGAAAUUAAAUUUCGCUUUUGUUCUUUGUUCUUCGUUGUGUUUGUUUUGUUGGUGUAAAUUUUCUUUUCUUUUUUCAUUUUGAUUUUCAUUCAUUUGGAAUCAGAUCAUCUUUGGAGCUUCCUUUGGAAGGAAAUGCCAUUUUCUUUCUUGUACCUGCAUCCCAGUUCCUCUUUUCACACUUUACAGUAGAUUUCUAAUAAAAUUUUCCGUUAUUUUUAACC